This is a messenger RNA of Apis mellifera (honey bee), 4831 nucleotides long. RefSeq lists its product as uncharacterized. The record is from RefSeq and is a predicted model, not a curated record. Gene Ontology annotation, molecular function: iron ion binding; heme binding; oxidoreductase activity, acting on paired donors, with incorporation or reduction of molecular oxygen. The transcript has 15 exons. Lineage: Eukaryota; Metazoa; Arthropoda; Insecta; Hymenoptera; Apidae.
ACAAAUAUAACAAAUUAUUUUUUAGAUAACAUCAGUCACGUACAGUCUACAAGAAUUAAUCUGAAAUUAAUAAAGAAAAAUGGCGAGCAGUUUCGAAAUUUUAUGCGGCAUCGCCGUAUUAUUUCUUGCCCUCUAUUACUAUCUCACGUCAACGUUUGAUUUUUGGAAGAGUCGUGGAGUGGUUGGACCGAAACCUGUACCAUUUUUUGGCACAACGAAGGAUUUGAUAUUGGUUAAAAAAUCAACGGCUCAUUUCGUCAAGGAUAUUUACGAGAAAUACAAGAACGAGCCAAUGGUUGGUUUAUACGCGACGAGAUCUCCCUUUCUUCUUUUAAAUGAUCCAGAACUUAUCAAAGAUAUAUUAAUCAGAGAUUUCUCCAAAUUUGCGAAUCGAGGAUUGGGAGUUUUUGAAAGGACGGAACCAUUAUCACCGCAUCUCUUAAAUUUGGAAGUAGAAAGAUGGCGACCAUUGAGAUCCAGGCUCUCCCCAAUAUUCACGUCAGGAAAAUUGAAAGAGAUGUUCUAUCUCAUAAUCGAAUGCUCGUUAAAUUUGGAAAUGUAUUUGGACAAGUUAAUCGAGAAAAAUGAGCCCAUCGAGUGCCGUGAAUUAACAGCAAGAUUCACAACCGACGUGAUCGGUUCUUGCGCGUUCGGCAUCGAUAUGAGCUCGAUGACGAACGAAAAUAGCGAAUUCCGUAGAAUGGGCAGAGAAGUGUUCGCUGUCAAUUUUAUGAACGUUAUGCGAAUGAAGUUGAAACAAUUCAUGCCAAGGCUGUACGAUUUACUCGGUUAUGUGAUGCCUGACCGGACAUUCGCACCAUUCUUUACACGAGUUGUGACGGAUACAAUUAAGUACAGAAACGAUAAUAACAUUGUUAGACCAGAUUUCAUCAACAUGUUGAUGGAGCUUCAGAAAAAUCCACAGAAAUUGGAAAAUAUCAAAUUGACGGAUUCACUUAUCGCAGCCCAAGCAUUUGUAUUCUUUCUUGCGGGCUUUGAAACUUCAUCGACGACUAUGAGUAAUGCUCUCUAUGAGUUAGCUUUAAAUCAAGAUGUACAGAAGAAGUUACGUGAGGAAAUCAAUACGUUUUGUCCUCAAAAUAAUAAAGAAUUGAAAUAUGACGACAAAGAAAUGGAAUAUUUAGAUAAAGUAUUUAAAGAAACGUUAAGAAUGUAUCCACCAGCAUCGAUUUUAAUGAGAAAAGCAAUUUCGGAUUAUACGUUCAAUGACACGAAAAUUACGAUACCUAAGGAAAUGAAAAUUUGGAUUCCAGCGUUCGCGAUACACCGAGAUUCGGUUAUUAAUCCGAAUCCUAAUUCAUUUGAUCCUGAAAGAUUCGAUAAAGAUGCAAUGGCCAGUCGACAUCCUAUGCAUUACUUACCUUUUGGUGAUGGAUGAAGAAAUUGCAUUGGUGCGCGUUUUGCGGUUUAUCAAACUAAAGUUGGAUUAAUUACUAUUCUUCGUAAUCAUAAAGUAGAAGUUUGCGAAAAGACAGUAAUUCCUUACGAAUUUGAUCCAGGUGCAUUUUUGUUGAAUCCAAAAAAUGGAAUAUAUUUGAAAAUAACAAAAAUAUGAAUUGACAUGUUCGAUUAUUUUCAAAUAUUAAUUGCAUUCGUCGCGAGUUUUCUAGCUUUAUAUUAUUAUCUUACAUCAAAUUUUGAUUUCUGGAAAAAUCGCAAUGUAGUUGCACCUAAACCGAUACCAUUUUUUGGAAAUACCAAGGAUGUCGUAUUAAAAAAAAUUGAAAUAAGCAAUUUUAUAGCGGAAUUAUAUAAGAAAUACGAAAAUGAAGCAAUGUUCGGGAUAUUCUUCGGUGGAUCGCCUAAUCUCAUUUUGCGUGAUUUAGAUCUCAUCAAAGAUGUUUUAAUUAAAGAUUUCUCUACGUUUGACGAACGAGGAUUCAAAAUUUCUGAACGGGCUGACCCAUUGAAUGCAAAUCUCUUUAAUAUGGAUGUUACACGAUGGCGACCAUUAAGAAUAAAAUUAUCACCGGUAUUUACUUCUGGUAAAUUGAAAGAAAUGUUCCCCUUGAUAUUGAAAUGCGCCGAACGUUUGGAGCAAUGUUUAGAGGAUGCUGUGAAAAGAGGAGGACCUGUGGAUUGUUUUGAAAUAUCAGCGAGAUACACCACAGAUGUUAUUGGAAGUUGCGCAUUUGGAAUCAACAUGAACGCGUUAUCAGAUGAACGUAGUGAAUUCCGCAGAAUAGGAAAAAGAAUUUUUGAUUUAGAUAAAAACAUUCUAAGAUCUUUUCUUCGACAAUUUUUUCCACGGUUCUAUAAUUUACUUGGUUUUGUAAUACCAUAUUCAGAAACAAGCAAAUUUGUGACAAAAUUUAUUUCAGAAAUGAUUAAAUAUAGGGAAGAAAAUAAUGUGGUAAAAGCAGAUUUUGUAAAUUUAUUAAUGGAAUUGAAAAAACAUCCGGAAAAAUUGCAGAAUAUUAAAAUAACAGAUAAUUUACUUGCUGCACAAGCUUUUGUUUUCUUUGCUGCUGGAUUUGAAACAUCAUCAACAACAAUGGCACAUGCUCUUUAUGAAAUGGCUCUAAAUCCUAACAUACAAGAUAAAUUACGAAAAGAAAUAAAAGAAUUCUAUGCUAAUAAUAAUUUCACAUACGAAGAAGUUAAGAAAAUGAAAUAUUUGGACAAAGUAUUUAAAGAAACACUUAGAAAAUAUCCACCAGGGGUGUUUUUAAAGCGAAAAUGCAACUCUAAUUAUACCUUCAAAGGUACAAAAGUAUCUAUACCUGCUGGUACUUCUGUAAUUAUUCCUGUGUAUUCAAUUCAAACAGAUCCAAAAUUUUAUGAAAAUCCAGACGUAUUUGAUCCUGAAAGAUUUAACGAGGAUGCAGUAGCUGCAAGGCAUCCAAUGACCUAUUUACCAUUUGGUGAUGGACCAAGGAAAUGCAUUGGAAUACGAUUUGGUGUUUAUCAAACAAAAGUUGGACUGAUAAAAAUGCUAAAAAAUUUCAAAGUAAAUGUAUGCGAAAAGACAAUGAUUCCUUAUAUAAAGAAGAUAAAUUCAUUUACAUUGGCCCCUAAAGAUGGAAUUUUCUUGAAAAUAGAAAAAAAUAACAACUAUAAAACAAGAAUGCCAAGUUUAGAAAUUAUUUUUGGAAUUAUCUUAUUAUUUCUGGCAAUUUAUUAUUAUUUUACUUCAACGUUCGAUUUUUGGAAAGUUCGUGGAGUACCUGGACCAAAGCCGAUACCAAUAUUCGGUAAUAUAAAAAAUGUAAUGCUUUUGAAGACGUCUAUGUGCCACUAUUUAAAAAAACUCUGUGAGGAAUACAAACAUGAACCUAUGAUUGGAAUAUUCACUAGAAAAACACCUAUACUCAUUAUUCAAGAUCCAGAUCUUAUAAAAGAUGUUUUAAUAAGGGAUUUUUCUAAGUUUGCCAACCGCGGAAUUCCUAUUCAUGAAAAGGCAGAACCAUUAUCUCCACAUCUCUUCAAUUUGGAGGUAGAAAGAUGGCGUCCAUUAAGAACAAGACUUUCGCCAGUAUUCACAUCUGGCAAAUUGAAAGAAAUGUUUCCCUUAAUAUUAGACUGUGCAAAACAUUUGGAACAAUAUCUGGAUAAACUGGUAUUAAGAGAAGAGUUUAUAGAAUGUCGUGAAUUAACAGCUAAAUAUACAACAGAUGUAAUAGGUAGCUGUGCCUUUGGUAUCGAAAUGAAUGCACUGUCUGAUGAAGAAAGCGAAUUUCGUCGAAUAGGUAGAAAAGUAUUUUCCAAUUCAUUUGGGCAAAUCUUAAGAUUUCGAUUUAGACAAAUUUUCCCACGAAUUUAUAAUUUACUUGGUUUCGUAUUACCACCAAUGGAAGUUACAAAAUUCCUCACGAAUAUUAUCGUAAGUACAAUGAAAUACAGACAGGAAAACAACAUUGUGAGGCCUGAUUUUGUCAAUAUGCUUAUAGAACUUAAAAAACAUCCAGACAAAUUAGAAAAUAUUAAAUUAACGGAUACUUUAUUAACGGCACAAGCAUUCGUUUUCUUUAUUGCUGGAUUUGAAACUUCUUCGUCAGCUAUAAGCAACGCACUUUAUGAGUUAGCUUUAAAUCCUGAAGUUCAAAAUAAGUUACGGCAAGAGAUUAAAGAAUAUUUCAAUAAACAUAAUGAAUUGAAAUACGAGUAUAUAAAAAAUAUGAUAUAUCUGGAUUUAGUAUUUCGUGAAACAUUAAGAAAAUAUCCACCUGGACCACUUAUAUUAAGAAAGUCAAUAACUAAUUAUACUUUUAACAAUACAAAAGUUUCUAUACCAGAAGAGAGUUUUGUAUGGAUACCAUUAUAUGCAAUUCAUCAUGAUCCUAAGAUUUAUCCAAAUCCUGAUGCUUUUAUUCCUGAAAGAUUUAAUGAUGAUGCCAUUGCAACACGACAUCCAAUGCACUAUUUACCUUUUGGUGAUGGACCCAGAAAUUGUAUUGGAGCACGAUUUGCAGUUUACCAAUCCAAAAUUGGUUUGAUAACAAUACUUUGGAAUUAUAAAGUUGAAGUUUGCGAUAAAACUAUGAUUCCAUAUGAAAUUAAUCCAGCUGCUUUCUUAUUAACACCAAAAGGAGGCAUAUAUUUAAAAUUUACAAAAAUAAAAAAUAAUGAAGAGAUUUUAAACUGAUGAGAUUUUGAAAAAUUUAAAUUGAUUCCAAUAAUUCAAUGAAAAAUAUUUCAAAAAAAUUUAUAUUUUUUAUUGAAUUAUCAGAAUCAACUAUAUUGAUAAGAGUUAUAUUUUGUAUAUGUGUUUCAUGAUAUAAUAUAUUUUAUUAUAAUAUUAAUUUUUAAUUGAAGAAAUCUAGAUAGCAUAAUAUGAAAUGGUUAAUUAUAAAUAUACAAAUGGACUUUC